GCCAGACUUUCGAGGCGAUGUAAAACAUUCGCGAGAUCUCGAACUAUACAGAACUUGGUCAGAGUGUAGAGUUUUGGACUUUAUUCAUACAAAAUGGACAUCGAUUGAUUGGAGAAACUUCAGCAAACGAAGGAGCAGUAUGUCUAUAUUUCAUCCGUGUGAAACGAUGAACCAUUAAUUGUGUAUAAAUGCAUUUUGGGUGAAUAUCCAAAACUUCAACAGUCGAUGGGUUGCCAAAAUGGCGGCCGCUGUUUAUGUAUUCGCUGCUUUUGUUAUAUGGAGUGUGGUGUGUAUUUGUGGAACUUUCGGCUUGCAACUACAAUGUCCAACGUAUUGCCAUUGCUUGGGGAAUAAUGUAGAUUGUUCUCGGCAAGGUCUGAUUAAUGUUCCAAAGGACCUCAUUUUCCCAGCAUGGACAACUCGAUUAGAACUGCAGAAUAAUGGAAUCUCUUCUCUGUCAAAAGAUGAUUUUAAAGGACUGGAUAACCUGACCCAUCUAGACAUCAGUUCCAAUGAUCUUAGAUCUCUCAACGACAGCGUAUUUGAACAUCUGACAACGUUACAAACUUUGAAAAUCAAUUAUAACAAAAUCAAUGAAGUGCCAAAGUUAAAAGGACUGAGAAAUCUUACCAUUCUGGAAUUGAACCAUAACCACAUCGGGAUCUUGGCCCAGGAGUUUCUGACUUACAUGCCCCAGCUACAAGUCCUGGAGCUUAACCACAACAAGCUGACCGACAUUGUACCCGGGGUGUUCCCCGCCAACAACUCCCUCCAGAAACUGGUUGUGAACAACAACAACUUGGCAUCAUUUGAAUCGAAUUGUUUUGACAACCUGACGUCUCUAGAAGUCCUCAAAAUCAACAAGAACAGAGUGACCAGCAUUUCCAAGGACAUCUUCAAGAAACUGAAGAAGCUGGAGACCCUGGAGAUCACCAAAAACAAACUGAAGCAGAUUGGAGGACUGACAUUUCAAGACCUGAAGAACCUCAAAGUUCUAAAGUUGAGGAAGAAUUCCAUCUCCAAGAUCGAUGAUGGGGCAUUCUAUGGUUUAGACAAACUCAUCACACUGCAAUUGGAACACAACAACAUCACAAGAGUAACCCAGUCUUGGUUGUAUGGAUUGAAAGGAUUGAGAGAAAUAAAUCUUGCACACAAUAAAAUCCACACCAUUGAUUCUGAAGCCUGGCAGGGCUGUGAAUCCAUCGACACCAUAGAUCUGUCCAAUAACCGCCUGGUGACCAUCAGUAGCAUGGCCUUCUCUAAGCUGGGUCAACUAAAGAAGCUGUACCUCAACAGUAACAUGAUCACCAACAUUCAGGACGGGGCGUUCCAGCAUCUCCACCAACUGGAGGAGCUAGAGCUGAACAACAAUGAAAUCUCCUGGACCAUUGAGGACAAGUCUGGCGUGUUUGAGGGGCUGGCAAAUUUGAUCAAACUCAAACUUGAGAACAACAAAAUCAAGUCCAUCUCAAGUGAUGCUUUCUUGGGUCUGGCUAACCUGAAGGUUCUGAGUUUGAGUAUGAACAACAUCACAUCCAUCAAAGACAAUGCCCUGGAGAGCAUGGUCACUCUGCAGCAAUUGUACCUGAACUCGUCCAGCUUCUUGUGUGACUGUCAGUUACAGUGGCUGCCCACCUGGCUCCUGUCCAAAACAUUCCACAACAUGGUCACUGCUGUGUGUGCCUAUCCCCCAAACCUCAUCGGGCGGAGUGUGUUCCUGGUCCAGGGGGACGACUACAAGUGUGAUGGAGAUUUCCUGAAGCCGUACAUUUUGUCCCAUCCUAAGACCAGGGUGGCUCUGAAGAAUGACAACAUCACAUUGACAUGCCAGGCUGUCAGUACAGAGGACUCGGGGACAGUGUUCAUCUGGAAGAGGGACAAUGUGAUGCUGACUGAGGGGGUGGACAGCACCAAGGAGAUGGGGAACCUGAGUGACGGGCGGAGGAUCUACAACUUCACCUCCCACCUCCACCUCCGGAACAUCCAGGAAAGAGACGUGGGCAACUUCCAGUGUAUCAUCACCAACAAGUUCGGCUCGGCCUACACCCACAAGGCAAACAUCACCAUUCACGAGUAUCCUGAGUUUAUCAAAACCCCAAACAAUGUGACUGUUAAAGUUGGAACCACUGCCAGGUUUGACUGCUCAGCUAAAGGCGAACCCAAGCCAAAGAUUGUGUGGAACAAGAAUGGUGGGAACUUUCUGGCAGCCAAUGAGAACCGCUUCCACGUGAUGACAGCGGACGAUGUGUUCUUCAUUGCUCAGGUGAAGCCGGAAGACGAGGGCGUAUACAGGUGUACAGCGUCCAACUCUGAGGGUCAGAUCAGCAUCAACGUAACACUGACUGUUCAACAGCCUCCAUCUUUCACGGAACCAAUGAGAAGGAACAAGGUUGUGAACGAGGGACAGACCGCAGUGUUGGAGUGUAUGGCCGAAGGUCGCCCCAAACCUCUGCUGACCUGGAAGAAGGACAACCAGAGCCUGGAGCUGACCAAGCGACACUUCCACGCGGCCAACAACCAGCUGCUCAUCAUCGUCAAGACCACGCUGUCCGACAGCGGCAAGUACACCUGUGAGAUGAGGAACACCCUGGGCAGUCGCAGUGACGAUACCCAGCUUUAUGUACAGAGUGUGGACCACCAUAUCCCCACCAGGCAACAGAGUCCCUCGUCAGAGGAAAGCCAGAUGGAUGAGUCCACUACAACUGGUAUAAUCAUCAUUGCUGUGGUGUGUUGUGUGGUGGGAACCUCGUUGGUCUGGGUUAUAAUCAUCUACCACACCAGGAAAAGGCAGGAACUGUAUGCUCCUGCCUCUACAGAAGAACCGCCCAUUGCUGCCGAGUAUAUGGGCCAGCCACCGUAUGAUGAUGAUGGUAUGUACCCCCAGCAGGUGAUAAUGUAUUCCUCACAGCCCGGGAGUUACCAGCAGUAUCAGGAGUAUCAGAGUAAGGAGUCGGGCUACGAAUCGUCGUCGGGAAGGAGCCGAGCGGCUAGAUUACCGGCCAUCUUUCCGAGUGAUGUGGAGGAAGGGAGUCACCAGUUGGGAGCCAGGGUCCCUGCUGACCACUCACCUGACAACAGUGCUUCGUAUCCUAACAGUGAAACCGACUCGCUGAAGAGUUCUCAGAGUACAAGUAGCACCCACACAAGUGGUCACCAGACCCUGAGGACAUUCCACCCAGACAUACGGGAGGUCCCUCAACCUCCUCCCCUGCCCCCCUCCACGCGGUCCCAGAGUAAGGGGGUGGAUCAGACAUUUUGUGAGAACUGUGAACACUGUCGAGGUGAUGGUAGUGACUCUUAUCAGUGCCAAAGUUUAAGUAGACAUUCUAUGCAGAAUGGCACAUACUCAAAUGGAUUACCCCAUCCAGGAGUUCAUCAUGGGUCUCUGCCCCAGCCCCCAGGAAGUGCUUUCAGAGAAGUAGGAGUCUCAGAAAGAACAUGUGAUAGUCCACCACAACAUACCUGUUCAUGUUCUACCUGUCAUAGUCGUGUGACAUCACCUGUAUAUAACUCAUCUCAUAGAGCAAGCAACGUUUGUUCUUAUCGCCAUAGUCCGCAAUCAGCAUCUCACUCCAACAGCAAUGGACCUUGUUAUUUAAAUACUCAUGAGAUUCAUAUUUGUACAAAUCCGCGUUGUGUGCCCCCUGGUGAGAACCGGGGAUAUCGUAGUGACAAUCAGGAGGGGAGAAAACUCCAUCGGUUCCGAUCAGCAGAAAACUGUGUGGUCAGUGACUAUCAUGUCCGUGGGGAGAAUCGGGGUCAUCACAGCCUGAGUCGCAACUGGUCAACGGACAAAAUACCCCCCACCAUUCCACCCAAACAGCUUAAACACAAUAUGUACAUUCACGCCAGUAAGUGCGCUGUGGCACAGAAUGGGGGACCACAUGGCAAAUACCCCCCACCCCAGGAUGUCUAGCAUAAUACCUGUAGAGCAAUGUUAACAUAUUGGGGAGGGGGGUCAAAGCAAGCUUAAGAGUUUACGCUGUCCUUAUAAUGUGAAGCCAGUUUAUAUAUCAUCCAGAAAGGGGCAGUGCCAAUUCUUAAGUUUGUGAUACAGUGAGAUAUUUAGUGAUUAUUAUCAAAACCUGUGAAAUUAUAACCAUUGUUGACUGUGAUUGUAUAAGCCAAAGGUUUUUUGUUAUGUUCAGUUUUCUUGUGUAAUACAAAUUAGAUUUCUUAAUCAUGCAUUUAUGAAAUUGACAUGUAGCCUUAAAGAAAAAGCAUUAGCAUGCAUUCAUAGGAGAAAAGAAUUAUCCAUAGCAUUUAUACACCAAAAGCAUUAUAAACCUAGGCAGUUUGAAAAUGUUUCUUGAUUGCAUAAUAUCUAAGCAAUAUCAUCUUUGGAUAUUUUGUUCUUGGGCUGUAAAAAGAAUUUCAUUCCAAAACCCAGUCAUGUAUGAUUCUUUCACAUUGUAUUUAGAUGUAAAUAAUUUAUAUAUGAAUUGAAAUACCUCAUACCACAAAGAUUUGGUUCAUAUUUGUUUCUGUAAGUUGUUCAUGGUGUAAUGAAAGAAUAUUUUGUUUGUUAUAUCAAGAUUUCCUCACUUUUUUUUCAAAAUGUUUGCCCAAUUAAAAACUGAGUGGAAGACAACAAAAAGGAGGAUUUUUCGCCCCCAAAUCAUGUUAUCAAGUUAUGUCUGAAAGCUACGACUUUUUUUUAGCUGUUGAAAAUCUUUAUUUUCUGGGUUAUAAGUUAGAUUGAACCAAGAUGGUGAUGUCACAUGUUGUUUUGCAGCAGCUGAUGAGGUGCUUUAAAUGAUGUAUCAGUAUUUUAUACAUACCCUCUGUUCACAAGGAAUACUGUUUUCGGUGAACCACUUCCUGGAAACAGCUCUCUCUGAUGAACAUUGGGUAUAGCAAAUGUGUUAUUAUUACAUAUUGUGACUAUAUUAUGAAAUCCAUACCAAGUAACCUCCCUUUGUUACGAGAGUUUUUUCUUUCCUCGCCCAUUGUCACUUACAAGUCAUCUUGUCAUUACUUUCAUUUUUGAUGUCUUUAUAUGUGUUAUGUUUUAUUCAUUAAAUGUACAUCGUAAUUCUCCUUUUAAGAUAAAAUCGAAUAUGAAAAAUUAUUUGAACUUGUCUAUGAAAUUUAAAACAUCAAUUGAAAAAUGAUAAGAAAUAUCAGACAUGUUGGUCUUUACUUUCUUGAAAGAAUAUUAUUUUAAUUCUUUACAAUUUUUAAAAAUAAGUUUAAGUUUUUAUUUUAAUUUUUGUGAAAUUCUUUAUAAAAGUUUCUCGAGGUGCCAUUAGUUAAGGAGAGUAAACAGAUCAUUUAUCAUCACUUGUACUGUUUUCAUAGUGUUGGUCUCUCUAUUAUAUAUAUGCUGUAUUAUGUCAACUUUAUUUAUUUCUGGUUGUGUACAUUUUGUAAUGUGACAACAUUGAAGCAAGUUCUGUUAUGAUAUUUGUACAGAAAAACUGAUGAAAACAGCAAAUUAAAAUAUUAAAAUAUUA
This is a messenger RNA of Magallana angulata, 5456 nucleotides long. RefSeq names its product leucine-rich repeats and immunoglobulin-like domains protein 2. NCBI's taxonomy places the organism in Eukaryota, Metazoa, Mollusca, Bivalvia, Ostreida, Ostreidae. Bases 239 to 3916 code for a protein of 1225 amino acids. The transcript has 19 exons. Gene Ontology annotation, molecular function: protein binding. The record is from RefSeq and is a predicted model, not a curated record.